AUGAAUCAACAAUUAGAAGAAGUUUCACAAAAAUUAUUUGAAAUUAAUUCUCCUUUUACGCUUCAUCAAAUUCUUAAUGAUAAAGCGAUAGCUUGUGAUUUCAUUGAAUGGGUUUUAUUAAAGAUUGAUGUUCGUCUAGGAAAGAACAUAAUUUCACCAAAUAAUGAGACGGCUAUUGGAAAUUUAUCUUCCAAACAAAUUGGAAGAUUACAAAGCUUAACUCAAAUCUCAGCUUCGCUAGGAUUAUGUAAAACAACUGAAACAGAUUUAAUUGAUGCAACAGCUCCUCAUGAUCGGUUAAUAAGUUUCUACUUCAAUUUAUUAAAUAUCUUAAAAACUUCUCGAAUAUUUCUUAACGAUGAUGAUUCCUUUAAGAUACCAAAUUCAAUUAAACCAGAUGAUUUCAAAAAAUCAUGUUGUUUAAUUGAUUCCAUAUCAAAAGAUUGUGAUUUAUUUAAUAAAAUCGUCACAAAAGAAAUUGAUUUAUUUCCAAGGGAUGUAAUGUUAAUUAUUGGAAAAGAAAAGUCUGCGGAGGAUGUUGGAAAACUUGAUCUUUCUAUACUUCAAUCCAUGAAGGAAAAAAAACUUCAAGAAUUACAAGACCUUAAUGCAAAAUUCAAUUGCAUACAAGAACAAGAAGCAUGCCUAUAUUUGGAUGAAUCGGAUUUAGACGAUCAAACUCACGAUGAACUAUGUGUGAUUGCUAAUAAUUUAACGUCUCAGUUUAAAACAUUUAAUGAAAUUUAUGAUAAUGAAAUUUCUCCAUGGAUCAAAAAGGAUCACUUUAAAUAUGGCGAAAAAAUUGUUGAAGGACAUCAAGUGCAAGAAGCAAAUAAAAGACUCGAAAUCGUAUCUCAUCAUCCAAACACGGUAGAGCCACAACAUUCAGUUAACAAUAAUACAUCAUCAUUUGGAAGCAAUAAAGUAGCUACUAGUUAUGAUAUAACAAAUCCGAAUAUGAUUAUAAUUAACAAUCGAGGUGAGUCUGGAUUAGAAGCAAUCACAAGAUUACAAAAAGUUGAGAAAGUGUUGAAAGAUGGUAUUGAAAGAAGAGUUAAAAUAGUAUAA
This is a messenger RNA of Funneliformis caledonium, 1068 nucleotides long. The record is from the annotation of a GenBank genome assembly. Lineage: Eukaryota; Fungi; Glomeromycota; Glomeromycetes; Glomerales; Glomeraceae.